Phoenix dactylifera (date palm) is the source of this 2616-nucleotide messenger RNA. The record is from RefSeq and is a predicted model, not a curated record. Lineage: Eukaryota; Viridiplantae; Streptophyta; Magnoliopsida; Arecales; Arecaceae.
ACAACUGCAAGAGUUCCCCACCUUCGUCGUCAAAGAGCCGGCACUCGGAGACGGACAAGGACUCGAUCGGCGAGUUCUGUGGAAACCCUAAUCCCCAAUCCUAACCCUAGAAAUCCACCAGCGAUAGCAACAGCAACCUCAAGAUCCCCUACCCUUCCGAUCUCUCGCGCUCGAUCGCUCCUCCGAAUCCAAGAAGAGGAUCCUACUUUCGCCUUGAAUUCCGCCAAUUCGCGCAGUUCUUUGUACAACAAGAUUUUGAUAUCUUGGUGUCCGAGGCGCAUUAGCGAAGGUUUGAUCUGUAAAAGGUUUUUUUUUUAUUUUUUGCGACAAAAAGCUAUCUUGGUUUUAGAUUUGAGGAGAUCCCGUGGGAUAUAGUUGUACGUGUUUCUUGUACUUAGAUCGCCGGAUCUAAUGAGCAGAACUGGUGGGAUCGUUCCGAGUUGGCUUUGAAUCGGGUCGGGAUCUUGAAUUCUUGUUGAAUUCGCCCGUGGGAUGUAGAUCUUCUCUUUUUGGUGGGUUUGGAUCUCUGGCAUUGGAAGGGGAGGGGGAAAUUGUAAGGUUUCGAUUCUUCGGUUUUGGGUUUUCUUUGUGCUUUCUUGAUCACCGUACAUUGGAUGAGAGGGAUCUGGAAGGGAGAGGGGAGAUGAGAGGGAGGCCCGUGGCGGGGGAGGGACAAUGACUGGAGGGUCAUUGGGACUUCGAUCGUCGGGGAGUUAUGGAUCAUUGCAAUCGCAGCUACAUAACGGUGCCGCAUUGCCGAUUCAGUCGACUUCUGUCUCCGUCUCCGUCCGCAAGCCACAGAAGACGCUCCUCCAGAGCUCGAGAGAGAAGGAGAGGUUCCUGCUGUGGAUCUGCAAGCUCGCUGGCAGGAGGAAGAUUGGGAUGCUGCUGGUGCUCAUCGCUUCAGCUGCAGUCAUUCUGUCUUUCAUCUCUGAUAUGAGUAAAGAUGAAGAUGGAUCAGAAGGUCCUCAGACUAACCUGGGUUCUUCAUAUCAUGUCUGGGGUCUUGUAAGCACUGGCGGGACAGCAUUGCAUAAUUUGACACCUCCCUUGACUUCAAUAAAGGAGUCCAAGACAGAGAUAACAGCAAUUCUGAACCAACAAUCUGCAAGUGGUGAUAAUGAAACCCAGCAUCCUGUUCCGGUUCUUCCACCCAGAGCAAUUUUUACAUGGCAUCCUUGUGAAAAUUUCUCCUUUUCUCCCCCACCAACUGAUAGGAAACGUACUGGCCCACGCCCAUGCCCUGUGUGCUAUAUACCUGUAGAGCAGGCCGUGGCCUUCAUGCCAGCUUUGCCAUCAGUAUCACCUGUCCUUAAGAGCUUAACUUAUGUUUCCGAAGAAAACUUAAUAGUGAAUGAGACAAAUGGUGGUACUAUAUUUGGAGGACAUCCUUCUCUGCAGCAGAGAAAUGAAUCUUUUGAUAUUAGAGAGUCGAUGUCUGUGCAUUGUGGAUUUGUUAGAGGUAAGAAACCUGGUCAAGGGACUGGGUUUGACAUAGAUGACGCUGAUCUUAUUGAGAUGGAGCAAUGCCGUGGGGUAGUUGUAGCCUCUGCUAUUUUUGGAAAUUAUGAUAUGAUGCAACAACCAAGAAACAUUAGUGAAUAUGCAAAGAGAAAUGCAUGCUUUUAUAUAUUUGUGGAUGAGGAAACAGAAGCCUACAUAAAGAACACCACUAAUCUGGACAGCAUUCAGAGAGUUGGGUUAUGGAGAGUGGUGGUAGUUCGAAACCUUCCUUAUGUAGAUGCAAGACGUAAUGGAAAGGUUCCAAAACUGCUGCUCCAUAGGCUUUUUCCUAAUGCGCGGUUUUCUCUUUGGAUUGAUGGAAAGCUUGAGCUUGUUGUGGAUCCCUAUCCAAUUCUUGAGAGGUUCUUGUGGCGGAAGAAUGCUACUUUUGCAAUCUCUAGGCACUACAGACGCUUUGACGUUUUUGAGGAAGCAGAGGCUAAUAAAGCUGCAGCAAAGUAUGAUAAUGCCUCAAUUGACUACCAAAUUGAGUUUUAUAAGAGAGAGGGUUUGACACACUAUUCCCCAGUUAAGCUUCCUAUUACAAGCGAUGUCCCUGAAGGCUGUGUGAUCAUCAGAGAACAUAUUCCCAUCACCAAUCUGUUCACCUGUCUGUGGUUUAAUGAGGUUGAUCGUUUUACCUCUAGAGAUCAACUCAGUUUCAGUACUGUAAGAGACAAAAUAAUGUCUAGAGUAAACUGGAGUAUCAACAUGUUCAUGGACUGUGAAAGGCGCAACUUUGUUGUUCAGGCAUACCACAGAGAUUUGCUAGAACAAAGGCUUGCUUCCUUGAGCCGUCCACCGCCCCCUGUGGCAAUUCAUGAAUCACCUGGAAAUUCAGUUCCACAAAAUGUUCUGCAUGGGAUUGCAAAGGCUCCUCCAUCCAGGAAGCUGCCCAUGAGGCGUGGGAGGGAUAGGAAAUCAGGUUCAAGGCGUCACCGUAUCAAAAUUGACACAAUAUUUGGACUACCGCUCAGUAGCGGGCUCUACUUACGGAGUGCAAAAGGCUCUCUUAUUUUUGUCAAAAAUUGUUGAUAGUCAUUCAUUUUUGUUGUAAAUAACCAAUUUAAAAUAAAUAGCAUUUGAGUUGCUAGUGCUUCCCCCAAGAACCAA